This is a messenger RNA of Beta vulgaris subsp. vulgaris (sugar beet), 1418 nucleotides long. RefSeq names its product tetraspanin-3. Bases 256 to 1113 code for a protein of 285 amino acids. The record is from RefSeq and is a predicted model, not a curated record. NCBI's taxonomy places the organism in Eukaryota, Viridiplantae, Streptophyta, Magnoliopsida, Caryophyllales, Amaranthaceae. Gene Ontology annotation, cellular component: plasma membrane; plasmodesma. The transcript has 2 exons. Gene Ontology annotation, biological process: auxin-activated signaling pathway.
AAGCUAGUAAGCUACACUUCUCGACUCUCACAAAACAAAUAAAGCACCCACCCACCUCCAUCCUUCACACCACACCAUAUACAAAAAAAAAUUAACCCCAAAAACCUCAUUUUAAUUAAAUACUCAAAUACCUCCAAAUUCCCACAAAAGCAACCUCUCAACUUUUUUUCCUCUGCUACACAUAAUACACCGAAAACAACCCACAAUCUGGAUUUAGAUUAAAUCACAGGCUCACAGCCAAAAAAAUUAAAAAAAAUGAGGGCUAGCAACCAUAUGAUAGGAGUUAUAAACUUCCUGACAUUUCUUCUCUCAAUUCCAAUUUUAGCAGGAGGAAUAUGGUUAAGCAGCAAAGCCAGUUCAACAGACUGUAUGAGAUUUCUUCAAUGGCCACUUAUUAUAAUUGGUGUUGCUUUAAUGGUGGUAUCUUUAGCUGGUUUUGCUGGUUCAUGUUAUAGGAAUACUUUCCUUAUGUACCUCUACAUGUGGGCCAUGUUCUUUAUUAUUGCUGCUUUGAUUGGUUUUAUCAUCUUUGCUUAUGCGGUUACGGAUAAAGGGUCGGGUCGACCUGUCAUGAACCGGGCUUAUGCUGAAUACAAUUUGGAGGACUAUUCGGGUUGGCUACAGAGGAAAGUUUCCGAUCAAAGUUAUUGGCUCAAGAUUAGUUCUUGUGUUAGAGAUUCUAGGACUUGUGCCAAGAUGCGUCGGACUUAUCAUGGUGUACCUGAAACUACUGAUGCUUUUUACUCUAGAAAGCUUAAUCCUAUUGAGUCCGGUUGUUGCAAGCCACCAACAGAUUGUGGUUUCGGCUAUGUGAAUGAGACCUUAUGGGGGCCGGGAGGCGGGCUCGUUGGAAACAAUCCAGAUUGUGGAAAAUGGAGCAAUGACCAACAUCAGCUGUGCUAUUCCUGUGACUCCUGCAAGGCUGGUGUGCUCGCGAGCAUUAAGCACAGCUGGAGAAAGGUGUCCAUCAUCAAUAUCAUCGUUGUAAUACUCCUUGUUAUCUUCUAUAUUAUUGCAUAUGCCGCUCUUCGGAACAACAAGAGGAUGGAUAAUGACGAGUCGUAUGGUGAGACUAGGAUGACCAAGGCACACCCAAGUGCUUUACACUUCUAAACCACAUUCAUAAUCAUGGUUGGUAGAUCCCAUGGUUUAAACUAUCUGGUGAUGAAAUGUGGUUUAUGUAUGUUCUCCAUGGCUUCAUAUAUGGCGAGUGUCAUUUUCUCUUGUUUCUUAAGGUUUCCAAACGGAGGUCUGGUUUUGCGUACGUAUAGGAUAUUCAUGGGGUGUGCUUUCUUAUGAAAAUUUGUACCCAGUUGUGGAGGUUUCUAUAUUUUUUUUUUCUCUGGAACAAGUUGUGGAUCUUAAGAUAAAAUAGUUUGAAUCUGUAGAAAUAUAUGUCGUAUUUUUCUUCUGGUUUC